This is a messenger RNA of Neurospora hispaniola, 1125 nucleotides long. RefSeq lists its product as uncharacterized. The coding region runs from base 313 to 915 and encodes 200 amino acids. The record is from RefSeq and is a predicted model, not a curated record. NCBI's taxonomy places the organism in Eukaryota, Fungi, Ascomycota, Sordariomycetes, Sordariales, Sordariaceae. The transcript has a single exon.
CCUGGGUCUGGUGCACCAAAAGCCGACAAACCGAAGUUGACCCCCGACGAGUUUCCUGCACUCCCCGGCAGCAAAGCCACCGCACCGCAAGUCAGCACAAGCGCCCCCCUAUCCUUUGCUUCCUUGCCCCUCUCGCCUGCUGUGGGCAGAUGGGAUGAUGAGGUGGAAGAAAGUAUCUCGAAAAAAGCAGCACAGGCGGCGAACGCGCAGGCGAAGUCAAAGGAAAACUAGAAACCUUCUUAUGCGCGGCCUACCUUCGCUUCAACCCUUCGUUCCAAUUCUCAGGACCCUCCUCGUAUCAAGCCACCGUUAAUGUCAACGACACGCCCCAAAGGUCACCAUAAAUCUGAUUCGCGAGACACAGUCAAUAAAGAGCCGACAGCGGAGCAUGAGUCAACAAAACUGGCGAGGGUGAAGGGUUUCCUCUCAGUUCCAGCCCAAGUAGUGGCUGCGCACCUAGGUCUUGAACCACCAAAGGUUGAUGCCACUCUAACCUCAGAUCAGAUGGUCACUGCCCGUCAAACCCUUAAAACGCCGGUGGCCACUCCAGCGUUAGGCAAGUUACCGGCCGGCCUCCAAUCUCUGGAACGGUCCAAGGCGGAAAAGGUACAAAGAAGCCUCGAGCAAUAUCAGAGGGACCUCGGGGAAAUGCAACAGAAACUCGCAGAGAGGGCAAUAGAAAAACCCGUGAGCCACAAAGUAUCCAAAGUUUUGCCACUUACAGCACGCAACAGAGCAUUGCUGGACGUUCAACAUUUGAUAAGCGAGCACGUUGAAGAUGAACGAUCCUAUCGCCAUUAUAAAAACCCGGAAAACAUUAUAAAAUGGGUGACAGAAUCCGAGAUUACCCAAAUGCGUCGGUGGAAGGGUCCCAACAUGCAUUCCGAUGAGGAUCAUGCGACACCAGAGGAGUAACUUGACGUUGGUGACGACUCGGUGUAUUUUCCUCGGGAGGACGACUUGUAGAGGGGUCCUGGAAACCACAGGCUUUUCUUUGGCCGUAGAGGAUGGAAGCGAGGUGUUUCUUUCAUGUGAUACGAAAAAUGUCUAGACAACAGCGAUUUUGUAAAAGCGAACAGACGAAUUGAUACCACAAGAAUCUGAAUUGAGAUUGCUAGCCGGAAC